GCCGCCGGUCGGCCAGGUCGCCCGGUCCCUCAGUCUGGCGAAAAGCUCCGUUGCCCACCCUGAGGGCUUCGCAGAAGGAAGCUGGCAGUAUCGCUGCACCUUAGAGACGCGAAGGCCGAGGCUCUUAGCUCAAGCUUCUGGUAGUAAGGCCUGUGUGCCUGGCAUUCGGGGUCGGGGCCUACGGUGGGCGAGGAGAAACUCGAAGUAUCUACCCACCGCACCAAACAGUACUCAUUCGUCGCUUCCUUUCGACUUGGAGCUGGCCAGUAUCCCGGCGUCCUCUCGGCCGACGCUGCGGUCUGAAGCCACUCUGGCCGGCAGCCGACGUCUCUAUGGCUCCGACCGAGGGGCGGAGGACAGGGGCGGGGCCGCUGCUCGAGCUGCGGCCGGUUUGAACUCAGAGAACCCGGGGGUGCUGGAAAUGUAAACAAGAAUAGACUGUUCAUUCCUGAUGGCUUUUAGUCUGUACUAACAUAUUGUUUGUCAUGGCAUCCGAGACUGAAAAGACCCAUGCUUUACUGCAGACUUGUAGCACUGAAUCUCUUAUUUCCAGCCUUGGUCUGGGGGUAUUUUGCCUCGUAGCUGACAGACUUCUUCAGUUUUCCACAAUUCAGCAAAAUGACUGGCUUCGUGCUCUCUCAGAUAAUGCAGUACAUUGUGUAAUUGGCAUGUGGUCAUGGGCGGUAGUCAUUGGAAUCAAGAAGAAGACUGACUUCGGAGAAAUCAUUUUAGCUGGAUUUUUAGCCUCUGUAAUUGAUGUAGACCACUUUUUUCUAGCUGGAUCCAUGUCUUUAAAGGCUGCUUUGACUCUUCCGCGAAGACCUUUCCUUCACUGUUCUACUGUGAUACCCGUUGUGGUUCUGACCCUGAAAUUUACUAUGCACCUUUUCAAGCUCAAAGACUCAUGGUGCUUUCUUCCCUGGAUGUUAUUUAUAUCCUGGACUUCACAUCAUAUCCGAGAUGGGAUUCGUCAUGGUUUGUGGAUAUGCCCAUUUGGAAAAACUUCUCCUUUGCCAUUCUGGUUUUAUGUAAUAAUCACAUCAUCUUUACCUCACAUCUGUUCAUUCGUUAUGUAUUUAACAGGAACCAGACAAAUGAUGUCUUCAAAACAUGGAGUUCGUAUUGAUGUCUGAGGUAACCACACGGCAGUCUUAGAGAAGCAAAUGGCUCACAUGAUGAUAAUUAAGAGUAGCCAACGUUAAAGUUAAUAUUUAAAAAUACAGUUAGGUGUUUAUAUUAUUUAGUUAUUAUAAUUCUGGAAUCCCCUUGCUCAGGAAGCAUGUACAACUUUUUUAAAAAUUAUACUUGUUAUUAUUCUACUUCUCUCUUCUAUGACAACUCUAGUGCAAUGUUAGAGUUUCAUUUAUUCCACGAUAUAUUUUUAUUGUUUUUUUCUGUUUAUCUGGCUUUACUAGUAGUUCUUUUAGAUUAACAUCCAGUUCAUUUUCUGGAAGUAUACCUGGAAUUUAGUCCAUUUCCUAAUGAAAAACAGCUCAAAUUUUAGGGUAACUAAUUUGUAAAGAGUUAACAUUAUAUUUGGAUCCAAUUUUCUUGAGCUAUUGAAAUAGUGAAAUCGCCAAAUAAAUGAUAUGAAUAAUUUAACUAUACAAAUGUAUAGUUAAUGCUAACAUGUAUUUUCAUAUAUGUUCAUCCUGAGUGAAAUUUAAUUUGCAGAAUGCUUUAUGAGUUAUGAUUACUGGCAAAACCUUCAGAGCACUUGUGACACAUCAUUAUAAUAUCCAGUAGCUAACAUUAAAUCUAGCUUAUUAUUUCAGAAAUUAAUUUAGGAAAUAAUUAUUAAAACAUGUUGGCUACAGUAACACUUUACUGAAGUAGUAUUUUUUAGUAUCUGUAGCCUAGAAUCUCGUGUGUUAGUUUUAACUGUUUUGAAAAACAUAACUAAAUGUAAUAUUUGUUAAUAAGUAACAUUAACAAAAUAUUGAUAUUUGGAUCAUAACCAUAACAUUUGAAUUCAUGCAAAAAAAAGACCAGAAAUGUCAUUUCAAAUGUAAAUUCCUGAAUGUACCAUUAAAAUUGUUUUAGUUGCUAUCAGUUUGUUUAUAUACUAUUUUAUAUACUAUUCUAAAAUAUUUUACUCUGCCUGAUACUGAAAGACAGCAUAUAUUUUUUUCAAAAUAAAGUUUUAGGAAAUUUGCUUUUUCCUUUUUCUUUCAGGUUGAUCUUCUAUUAAAAUGAUUCCUCUUUAUUAGAGAAGGAAAAUUUAGUUGCUAUACAUCUUAUAUUUGCACAGUUUAUUAAAGUCAGUGCCCUAAAGGUACCUGCUUUUCUUUGUGGCAUAUGUGGCAUCUGCUGUCUUCAGAUUUUCUUACAGUUUUGUGAUUUAUAAUGCUAGUGAUCGGUGCCUUAUUCUCUGAGGAAAGAUGGAGGGUUCAUAAAGCAAUGCCUUAUCCACAGCAGAUUUUCUUGUAUAUUAAGUUAAACACAAUUCUGUAAAUUAUUGUGAAGGUUCAAGCUCUUUAGGGGAGUUUUUUUUCUUGUUGUUAACAAAUUGGUUGCAAUCUAUUAUAUUUUGCAACUGAUUAGAUAUUACAGUCUACUUAUUUUUCAAGAGUAAUUAUUGUAUAAGUUUGGUUGGUAUAAUGGUAAAUAUUAUAUAGUGGGGGUAAAUUUGAUUAGAGUUUUUUUUUAAGCAUCUGGCUUCAGAAAUCCAUGGAAAUAAAGUCUGUAUCUUGUGUAACAA
Messenger RNA from Pongo pygmaeus (Bornean orangutan), 2701 nucleotides. RefSeq names its product transmembrane protein 267 (gene TMEM267). The record is from RefSeq and is a predicted model, not a curated record. Lineage: Eukaryota; Metazoa; Chordata; Mammalia; Primates; Hominidae. Bases 486 to 1133 code for a protein of 215 amino acids. The transcript is spliced from 4 exons.